GUGCAAGCCAACAUCCCGCAGAACGGCGCGCGCACCAGCAUCCGCGCGAACUUCGGCAGCCUGGGCAACCCCGUGCAGGCGAACCGCGGCAGCAUCGUUACGGGCUCCGGCUCGUGCAAUGUUUUCAGGGAUGCCGGGGCUACGCAGCGCGUGGGCACGUUGACGGCUGGUGGCGGGGAUGUUAGUUUUGGGGGGCUGCAGAAUCUGGAUAAUGGGGUUAUUGUUUGUCAGUGA
Molecule: messenger RNA, 234 nt
Organism: Trematosphaeria pertusa
Lineage: Eukaryota; Fungi; Ascomycota; Dothideomycetes; Pleosporales; Trematosphaeriaceae
Exons: 1
Source: RefSeq, a predicted model, not a curated record